Messenger RNA from Quercus lobata, 2281 nucleotides. RefSeq lists its product as uncharacterized. The record is from RefSeq and is a predicted model, not a curated record. The transcript is spliced from 3 exons. Bases 32 to 2281 code for a protein of 749 amino acids. Lineage: Eukaryota; Viridiplantae; Streptophyta; Magnoliopsida; Fagales; Fagaceae.
UAACUGGAGCUACUUGGGAAUAUUUUUGGAGAUGUUUCAAAGCGUGAAAUGGAUUUUUGUUAUUGGAAACAACCAAUUAUCGAAUUUAUUAAGGCAUGUCGCUAAAGUGAAGCUUAUAUGGCAGAAAUGGAAUCUCAGAAGCUUUAUUCUCUUUAGCAUUGUGGUUCAGAUUUUUUUGGUUUUUGCUGCACCCCUGAGAAAGAAAACGGCAAGCAAAACUAUCAUCACUAUCAUCUGGGCAGCUUACCUGAUUGCAGACUGGGCUGCUAGCUUUGCAGUUGGACUAAUCUUUGACAGUGAAGAGAAAUAUACUGCCUCUGGUGCCAUCAAUAAUACUGUUAGUUUUCUUGUGACGAAGAACCAUGGUAUCAUUAGUACUCUCAGUUCCAAGAUCAGGGAUGAUACUGGUCUUCUUCUGGUGAUGUGGACACCUUUUCUAUUGUUACUGGUUGGUGGCCAAGACAGAAUAACUUCUUAUGCUGUUGAGGAUAAUGAGUUGUGGCUUAGGCACUUGAUUUGGCUCUUGCUCCAGAUCGUCACCACUUGUUUUGUGUUUUAUCAAUCAUUUCAUCUAAACAACCUAUGGGUCCCCACAAUAUGUCUCCUCCUUGCUGGAACAAUCAAGUAUGUGGAGCGAGUAGCUGCAUUGUAUCUUGCAAGUUCGGAUAGUCUUGGAAUCUCUGUUCUUAGAGAACCUGACCCGGGGCCUAACUAUGAGAGAUUGAUGAGUGCAUACACACACUAUAAAGGAAACAAUCUUCCUAUUAAAAUCGAGUAUGUCAACGACGUAGAGUCCGAGACUGCAGGUGAAAAAAGUUCAGACACUGUUGGCAGAUUGGAAUCUUAUGAUCUGGUGCAGCGUGCUCAUCACUUCGCGUAUAUUUACAAGGGGCUCAUAGUCAAUCUCAUGUUCAGCUCCCGUGAGCAUACAGAGAGUCGAGAAUUCUUCACUAAAAGAAGUGCAGAACAAACAUUGAAAAUAUUAGAGAUCCAGCUCAACUACUUUUAUGAUCUUCUCCAUACCAAGGUGCUGGUGGCAACCUCCCCGAUGGGAAUAGCAACUCGGAUUGUAUCCACCGGGUUAGUUGUCGCAUCCUUUGCACUUUUCCUCAUCAUAGAAGAGAAGGGAACUUUUGAGCAGACAUUUGAUGUCUUUGUGACCUACGCCUUGUUCUUUGGUGUUUUAGGCCUGGAUAUGGUAACUCUCCUCUUUUGGUUUUACUCUGAUUGGACUGUUGCUUAUCUUAAAAAUUUUGACAAAAAAUCCCUCCGAUUCAAAAUCAUCAACAACCUCCUCUCUCCCAAGAAAGUUUCCCUCUUAUCCAAAAUCAUCAACAACAAGAAGCUAAAGCAGGAGGAGCAAUCCAAGAAAGAUUCCCUCCUAAUCAAAAUCAUCAACAAGUUGAAGUUACCCUUUCUCAAGAAGCAAAGGCAGAAGCAACCACUGAGAAUAAAAAAACUGUUAGAGAAAUCUUACUUUGCGGAUGAUUCGGAAGAAGCCAAGAGAAUAAGCUCAGCUAGAGGUGAAUGGAUUCUUGAGAAUGAUGACUUCGAUUACAGUCUUAUCUCAAGUAAGUUAAUGCCUUAUGUCAAAAAUGUUGCUUAUGAUGAAAGCCUUCAACUGUGGCACAUUGCUACUGAACUCUGCUACAACAAUACUGAUCAACACAGUCACCAGCCUUCCGGUCACCAGCCUUCCGUUCAUCCUUUGGAUUGUGAAUAUUGUGGUGCUAAUUGCUCCAAAAAGUGCCGCAUGGUUGUUGAAUUCUGGAAGAAAGAUGAUCUACACAGCCGCAUGCCUUCGGGUUAUGAACAAUGUGAUGCUCGUGAAUUCAGCAAGCGCCUCUCAGAUUACAUGUUUUAUCUUUUAUAUCAGCAACAAGGUAUGGUGUCCGAAGUGUCAGGAAUUUCAAAACUAAGGUUCAAGGACACCAGCUCUGAAGCGUCACGAUUCUUUAGCGAAUAUAAAGGAAACGAUCUGGUAGGCGGCUGUAAAAAUAUGCUUAAGGUGAACACAUCUGUCAAACCUGUUCAUGUGAAGGGGGAUCGAUCUAAGUCUGUACUGUUUGAUGCAUGCAUGUUGGCAAAAGAGAUUGAAAAAUUAAGCCCAGAGAUUAAAUGGAAGCUAACAAGUAAAGUAUGGGUGGAAUUGUUGUCAUAUGCUGCGAGUCGUAGCAGAGCAAAGGGCCAUAUUCAACAACUAAGUAAAGGUGGUGAGCUUUAUUACUUUUGUUUGGCUUUUGAUGGCACAGUUAGGCUUGAAAGAGCAUGCUUCGGUUGA